Ectocarpus siliculosus is the source of this 1556-nucleotide messenger RNA. The record is from the annotation of a GenBank genome assembly. Lineage: Eukaryota; Phaeophyceae; Ectocarpales; Ectocarpaceae.
CGUACUCUCAUGUUUUGCAUGCCGUAGCGGUUAGACCAUUGACCAUGGGUCCUCGAGAGGACGGAGCAUUGUUCCCACAGGACCGAUCACCGAUGGCUGGCGAUUUGGAAGGGAUGCGGCUGUACGUGGAGGCCGGGGGAAGCGUGAAGAAGAGAGACUUCUUCAACAACACCGCGCUGCACCGGUCGGCGUCGAUGGGUUUCACCGCCAUCACGGGGUAUCUCUUGGAGUCCGGGGCCGAGGUGGAUGCUGUUGCCAACGAUGGCUGGACGCCGCUUCAUUUGGCAUGUCGAUGGGGGCGCGUGGGAGCGAUCAAGGCCCUCGUGCAGGCUGGGGCUGACGUGAACAAGACCACCAAGGACGGGCGGAUUCCGGCAGAGCUCCUCAAGAUCGAGAUGUCUCCCAGGGAUCGGAACGAGACCCUCAAGCUCCUGGGUAGCUCACCAUCGAUGGCCGGCUUCAAGCAUGCAGGCGAAGUCGGCGACGAGUGAGGUCAAGUGGAUUGAUGCAGCGCAAGCCAAGGCUACAACGCUGGUACCCUCCCUCCGCCUUCUCCAAGAAACGUUUCUCUCUUAACGAAUUGAACGCGCGCGCCGAAGCAACCACACUACACACUAGUCACCCAUCACGAACGGAUUUCCCACCCCCGGCGCCAGCCAUUUUUUUUUUUUUGUCCAGAUCACGAUGUGCUAUUAUGUUGACCGCGCUUGGGUGGGAGUGUAGGGUGUGCCUGGGUGUUGGUGACUGCGUUGCUGCGGGCUAACAAGCGCCGAUUGUCUUUAUGUUUGGCACCCUCUUAUCGAGAGGCUUCGGCGAAUUGGGGGGUAGAAAGCGGAGGCGCCUGGCAUGUUUGUGAUACGUACCUCGUGUAGGACAAUUUUUUUUAUUGUGUACAGAUUAGUAGUUGUUGGGAGGCUAAAUUUUUUAGAAGCCGAAUUUAAUCGUUAGAGUAGUCAGCGCUGACUAGUUUAAUGGCUUGAUUUUGGCUUCUAUAGGUGGUGCUUGGAAGCAACGCCCUCCAGAGUGGGCUUUCGGCGUACGUUUUCGACGUACGCGUGUAUUGAGUAUUUUAUGUUCCGACGACGUUUCGACGGAAGUCGCGCCGCCGCCCGGUCACACGCUUGUGCUAGUGUGUGUUUGAUGUGUUUGUAAGGUCGACCCCAGCGAUAAUGCUCUUCUUGCGGCGACGGUUCAACGCUUGCUGUAGGAGGGAUGGGGGGUUCGGGGCCGACAUUUUCCACACGUGAUGAUUCAUCCCUGGUGUGCAGCUUGAAAUUUCGUGCUUCGUGAGGCAGACCAGACCAUUGAGAGUAGCAUUCCCUCACCUCAGACUCGCCGACUUUCUUUCUGGGAGAAGAAACUGCUUUGCUACUAAAUACCGCGCACCACAUGACCCAGAAUGUAGAUGGAUUGGCAUCAGAACCCCCGACCCAUUUUUUGUUGUCGCACGUAGCGUGCUUUGGUACACCUUGCACCUCCGCGGCUUACUCGACGGCGUAUUUCGCAUCAACAGUUUUGACGUGCCAAGGGGGGGGGGGGGGGUCCCCACCCUGUAC